Molecule: messenger RNA, 3599 nt
Organism: Choloepus didactylus (southern two-toed sloth)
Lineage: Eukaryota; Metazoa; Chordata; Mammalia; Pilosa; Megalonychidae
Gene: PEX6
Product: peroxisomal biogenesis factor 6
Exons: 17
Coding region: 195-3134 (979 amino acids)
Biological process (GO): protein import into peroxisome matrix
Cellular component (GO): cytosol; peroxisomal membrane
Molecular function (GO): ATP hydrolysis activity; ATP binding
Source: RefSeq, a predicted model, not a curated record
CGAAGCACCGUCCUGAUCAGUCCGAGGCGCACCGUAUUCCUCUCAGAGCAUGCUCGCUGCACGCGACCCCCUCUCGCUUUCUCCUCUCCCUUCACGGAAGCGGAAGCGGAAGCGGUGUUCGCUCCGCGGGGUCGGGCCGCUAGCAGGCUCCGGAAGCCGCACUCCUUCACCUUCUUACUUGGAUUCCUGUCACUAUGGCACUGGCAGUACUGCGAGUCCUGGAGCCCUUCCCGACCGAGACGCCCCCGUUGGCGGUGCUGCUGCCACCCGGGGGCCCGUGGCCUGCGGCGGGGCAGGGCCUGGUGCUGGCCUUGCGGCCUGCGGGGGAGAGCCCGGCAGGGCCGGCGCUACUAGUGGCGGCCCUGGAGGGGCCGGGCGCGGGAACUGAAGAGCAGGGCCCCGGGCCCCCGGAGCUGCUGGUUAGCCGCGCGCUGCUGCGGCUUCUGGCACUGGGCUCCGGGGCCUACGUGCGGGCACGGCCCGUGCGGCGGCCCCCGGCACUGGGCUGGGUGCUGCUUGGCACCUCACCGGGGCCCGGGCUCGGACCGCGGGUCGGGCCGCUGCUGGUGAGGCGCGGGGAGGCCCUGCCUGUGCCCGGACCGCGGGUGCUGGAGACGCGGCCGGUGUUGCAAGGGCUACUGGGCCCGGGGACGCGGCUGGCUGUGACGGAGCUCCGCGGGCGGGCCAGACUGGGCCCGGAGACUGGGGACAUCUGUCGGCCCCCACCCCCGCCGGUGGUGUCCUCCUUCGCGGCUCUCGGCACAGUCCGGCGACUCCGGGGAGUUUUGGGAGGGACCGGAGACUCACUGGGGGUGAGCAGGAGCUGUCUCCGGGGUCUCGGCCUCUUCCAGGGCGAAUGGGUAUGGGUCUCCCGGGCAGGAGAGACAUCGAACGCUUCCCAGCCGCACUUGGCCACGAUGCAGGUCUUGGAGCCUCGUUGGGACCUGUCUGAGAGGCUGGGACCUGGGUCUGGGCAGCCGGGAGAGCCCCUGGCUGAUGGACUGGCUCUCGUGCCUGCCGCUCUGGCUUUUAAUCUCGGCUGUGACCCCCUGGAAGUGGGAGAGCUCAGAAUUCAGAGGUUCUCGGAAGGCUCCGGCACCUCUGAAGACAGAAGCUGCUCAGUACUGCCAGGGCCUCCGUUUGCCAGCGAGUUGCACAUCGAAAUUGUGUCCUCUCCCCACUACAGCACCAAUGGAAAUUAUGACCAUGUUCUUUACCAACACUUUCAGACACCCAGGGUAGUCCAGGAAGGGGAUGUUCUGUGUGUGCCAACAAUUGGGCGAGUAGAGACCUUGGAAGGAAGCCCAGAGAAACUGCCCAGGUGGCAGGAAAUAUAUUUUAAGGUGAAGAAAACAGUUGGGGAAGCUCCAGAUGGGCCAACCAGCACCUACUUGGCCGACACCACCCACACCUCCUUGUAUAUGGUGGGUUCUACCAUGAGCACUGUUCCCUGGCUCCCUUCGAGAGAAUACAAUUCCUGGAGCAGCUUGUCCCCUCCAGGCCUGGAGGCCUUGGUAACUGAGCUCUGUGCUGUCCUGAAGCCUCGCCUCCAGCCGGGGGGUGUCCUGCUGACCGGAACUAGCAGUGUCCUUCUACGGGGUCCCCCAGGCAGUGGGAAGACCACAGCAGUCCGUGCUGCCUGCAGCCGCCUCGGGCUCCACUUACUGAAGGUGUCCUGUACCAGCCUCUGUGCAGACAGUAGUGGGGCUGUGGAGACAAAACUGCAGACCACCUUCUCCCAGGCUCGGUGCUGCCGGCCUGCGGUCCUACUGCUGACAGCUGUCAACCUGCUGGGCCGGGACCGUGACGGGCUAGGUGAGGACACCCGCGUGGUAGCCACACUGCGUCACCUCCUCCUCGACGAGGACUCCCUCACCAGCUGCCCUCCCCUGUUAGUUGUGGCCACCACAAGCCGGGCCCAGGACCUGCCUGCAGAUGUGCAGACAGCAUUUCCUCAUGAGCUGGAGGUACCUGUGCUGUCAGAGGGGCAGCGGCUCAGCGUCCUGCGGGCCCUCACUGCCCACCUUCCCCUGGGCCAAGAGGUGAACCUGGCACAGUUGGCACGGCGGUGUGCGGGCUUCGUGGUUGGGGAUCUCUAUGCCCUCCUGAGCCACUGCAGCCGGGCUGCCUGCACCAGGCUCAAGAACUCAGGUUUGGCAGAUGGCUUGAAUGAGGAGGACGAAGGGGAGCUGUGUACCGCUGGCUUCCCCCUCCUGGCUGAGGACUUUGGUCAGGCACUGGAGCAGCUGCAGACAGCUCACUCCCAGGCUAUUGGAGCCCCCAAGAUACCCUCAGUGUCCUGGCAGGAUGUGGGUGGGCUGCAGGAAGUGAAGAAGGAGAUUCUGGAGACCAUUCAGCUCCCUCUGGAGCACCCUGAGUUGCUCAGCCUGGGUCUGAGGCGCUCGGGCCUCCUACUGCAUGGGCCCCCUGGCACUGGCAAGACCCUCUUGGCCAAGGCGGUGGCCACUGAGUGCAGCCUUACCUUCCUCAGUGUGAAGGGACCAGAGCUCAUCAACAUGUACGUGGGCCAAAGUGAGGAGAAUGUGCGGGAAGUGUUUGCCAGGGCCAGGGCUGCGGCUCCCUGCAUUAUCUUCUUUGAUGAAUUGGACUCCUUGGCCCCAAGCCGGGGGCGAAGUGGAGACUCUGGGGGUGUGAUGGACAGGGUGGUGUCUCAGCUCUUAGCCGAGCUGGAUGGGCUGCACUGCACUCAGGAUGUGUUUGUGAUCGGAGCCACCAACAGGCCAGACCUCCUGGACCCUGCCCUGCUGCGGCCUGGCAGAUUUGACAAACUGGUGUUUGUGGGGGCGAGCGAGGACCGGGCCUCCCAGCUGCGUGUUCUGAGCGCCAUCACGCGCAAAUUCAAGCUCGAGUCCUCUGUGAGCCUGGUGAAUGUGCUGGAUCACUGCCCUCCCCAGCUGACAGGUGCUGACCUCUACUCCCUCUGCUCGGAUGCCAUGACAGCUGCCCUCAAACGCAGGGUUCGGGACCUGGAGGAAGGGCUGGAGCCGGGGAGCUCAGCACUGCUGCUCACCAUGGAGGACCUGCUGCAGGCCGCUGCCCGGUUACAGCCCUCGGUCAGCGAGCAGGAACUGCUCCGGUACAAACGCAUCCAGCGCAAGUUUGCUGCCUGCUAGGAACCUCCCACACUCUGGAACCCUGCCAUGGCUAAAAGUACCCUAGGUUUCCUGACAGAGAAACCUGAGAGGAGAAGGCUCUUCCUCGGGCUACUGAUGGCCCACCUGAAGGCUGCUUCCCUCCAGGAGAUUCCCCCUGGGUGCAGAGUGUCAUUGGGAGCCCCACUGAGAUCCCCUGAAGCACCCCUGUCUUUCAACCCUCCUUUGAGGCCAGCGCCAACACUAUAGCUCAUCAUAGGAGGAGGGGCCAGGAGCUGGGGUUCUGGGGAUUGGGCACUGGGUUGGGGGGUGGGGGUGCCAGAUCUGGGCUGAAAAUAAAGUGCGUGCUGCCCCCUGCUGGUGAUGUGGGUGAAAGGUUGGAGGGGUACAGAGCAAGUGGUGGGCUAAGCCUUAGGGAAGGACAGGGGUGGGAGCCACAAGAGCUUGUUCCUCCCAACAGAAAUACAAGGCAUGCUGGAACGGUAA